Molecule: messenger RNA, 4824 nt
Organism: Aplysia californica (California sea hare)
Lineage: Eukaryota; Metazoa; Mollusca; Gastropoda; Aplysiida; Aplysiidae
Exons: 2
Coding region: 46-2532 (828 amino acids)
Source: RefSeq, a predicted model, not a curated record
UGACUGGAAUGACUUGUGAAGUUCGAAAAAUCUGGACAACGCGGUAUGUUUUUCUAUUUCAAAAUGGCGUCGAAAAGGGUAUUGUACCAACCGGCUCCGAAAGAGAAUGUUGGUCAUAAAAAGACGAGGAAACCUUUAGUUCAAGGACGACUUGCAAUGGAUGCAGGUGUUGAACGUAAAAGUGCUCCCCACCUUGUACAGGGCCGGGUAACCAACAUCGAAGAAAGUUUGGAUCCCACCCUGAGUCCCCUCAAGUCCGUGCCGGUGCUGACAGAACACUCCUCGCCGCGGCCAGAACCUCCCUCUCAGUGCCUCGACCUCUCCGAUGCCGAUUUUGAGGCUAGCGUGACCUCUGCACUGCGGCAGUCGCAGCCAGUCAUGGUCUUCGAUGCCUCCCACCUGGGCAACUCCCCACACAGUCGAGAGGUGGAAGUGGUGGUCGCCUACGAGGACUCCCCAGCCCGUGUGGUCUGCCACAGCCCCCGCCAUCUGGAACGUUCCGGGAGAUCCUCCAGGAAAGGGUCAGCGUCGUCUGUGAAGAAAAGCCCCGUGUCGCUGAGCGACAACAGCGUGCCGCACUGGUCCGUGCCUGUCGACAGAGUGCCCAGGGUGGGUUCUGUGUCGAAGGAUAUCAACAGAAAUCUCUUCCCUGGGGAAGGCAGUGAGAACGGUAGUGUGUUUAACAGUGGAAUAGAAAUGGAGACCCCGACUAAAUUUGCCAGGUCCGUGGAGAAUGAGGCAUACAUCUCACAGCACAGCCGAGGCAUCAUCCAGGAGAUUUUAGCCCAGGAAAUGGGCACCAGUAAUUUGGAUGCCAUUUCUUUGCACAGCCAAGGGAGCUCACCUUCCCUCAGGCAGAAGUUGUCUCCCAUGUCAUCCUCCCCGACUGCGUCGUCAAGGAGAACGGUACCGCACACGUCCAGCCCAUUGUCUCGUACUCCUCUCUCUCAGAGCAACCACAACAGUGUCCAUCACCAGGGUCAGGAAUCGGGGAGGAAAGUGGUGAAAAUCUCCAACUACCCACAGCCCAAGUUUGACGAUGACUCGGACACGUCGACCGACAGAGUCCCGGUCAAGGACGACAAAGAGCCUCGUGUCACAAAAACCUCAGCGACGGCGCAGUUCGAGCCGGACAACUCUGAUUCGGAGACGUGCUCUCUUUACGAGUAUGUUUCUCCCAGAGUAAAACCUGUGUCGAGUUCGGCUUCCAAGCAGUCGAAGACUGGGGAGAAACUGCAGAAUGCUCCAGUUAAUCCUCCCGGUUCUGUACGCAAGAAAAAACCAGUCCGCAUGGUUCCAUCUCGGUACAUGCAAAGUGCGUCUCAGUACAGUAAGGCUAAUCAGACGAUUUCUUCCUCGAAAAACUCAACCUCCAGUGGGGAUAAUUCCAUUCCUUCUGUUAAAAAAAUGCAAAAACAAAAGUCCAUCUUGGGUAAACCUCCUGGGAAACCCGUAAAACAAGAGAAAGGGGUUGUCAUGAACAAACAGUCAACAAGGGGGGCUUCUUCAGCUCCUUUGAAAAAUAAUUCCUCAAAGCACGGGGGUAUCUCUGCCGCAGGUAAAGAAAACAGGCAAGUGUCGUCAGCUGUCGUGGAAGCGUACGGCGAGUCAGAAAGUCCCAAAACUUUAGUCCGGGACACAGAUCGUCCUGGUGGAGGCUCCCACAAGACGUCGACCCCCACACACGAUCAGCUCGCCUCGCUGUCCCAAAGCAUCGAUGCGUCUGCGAUACAGUCGGUCUCUGCUCUCUCCCUCAGCACCUGGGGCCCGGGAAUGUCCAUGCUGGAAGAAGAAACGAACGGCAGUGGAGCCGGCGGUCCCAAGUCGGGACAAACAGCAGGACGUCGGGCACAAAGUAAAACGGCUGUGACCUCAGAAAACGAGCCUUCAGAACGUGGUAGUAGGAACAAGCCGCUGUCCUCCCAAAACCUAGAUUUGCUGUACUCGCGGUACAUUCAGGGCCAGUUUCUCAUCUCUCGAGUGAAGAAGCUGUUCAGAGAGCAGGAAGAGCGGGUGAUGAAGCAGCUGGGCGGCUUGUGGCAGCUGUUGGAGGAGAAGAGGGAGGAGGUGUGUGGGCAGGAGCGAGAGCUGCACCGUCUGAGGACGCUCAACCUGCUGGACCAGACCCUGGGCGUGGGCAGAGAGCUGGGCUCCCUGGUGACCGCCAUCCCACAACUGGACUCGGACUUCUCCCAGCUGGGCCAGGCGCUGGGGGCCACUCGCAACCAGCUGCCCACCCGAGACGUGUACUUCCCGGCUGGCGGGGAAGACGCGGUGGAGGAGUAUGGCGACAAGAUGGAGCAGGCCCUGCGGGACUCGGAACAGCUUCUAUCGGAGAUUUCCUCGGAGACAGAGGAGCAGACGCUUGCCUUGAGCCAGUAUCUGUCCAGCCUGUCGGCCAUCGACAAGAACACGGGCGCCACCGCAGAGGGGCUGACUCGGUGUGUCAAGGACUUGGACUCUAUUCAGGCUCUGACCACGCGACUCGUGUCUCUCAACCUACAGAACUUACAGGGGCAGGAUAUUUCUUAACACCUCCAACAGUCUUGUGGCUUGAAGAAUCAGGGUUGUCAACUGUUUUGAAUUUCCCGGGACUAUCCCUUUGGAACUAUCUCAUCCCUAUAAAAAGAGCUGCAGAGCUGGCUUCCCAUGCCAAACUGCAUCCAUCUCCCCUGGACGCUGAACUAUUUACAGCAACAGGGGGGUGAAAAGGUAAAAGUAAGUCCCGGAUCUGGCAAUUCUAGAGCCGUAUCACAUACACUCUAAAACCAGUCCCACUCUAGAGUAAUUUUGUUUAGACAUCUAAUGACAUGACCUUGGGUGUUCCUGAUUGACUGGGUUCUGAAAAAGUUGGCCAGCGUGGUGGUGGCUCAGGACCCUGGUUGGUAACUAAACUAGUUGUAACACUAACACAGUUCUGCCUAACAAAAGAUCAAAGAAUUGUGUUCACUUUUGUUGGAAGAAUGUGGGUUGGAUACAGAAUGUACCAGCAUCUGUGGUGUAGUGAGACAGGCGCUUUGCCGUUGCACACAGGUGGGAAUUUGAUUCCUGAAUGGAGGGGGGGGGUUACGGUGAUCUCAGCCUCUCACCGCUGGGAUGCUAUAGUUGUAUCCUUAUCCUUCUCGGCCUCGGCGAGGGUUGGCCUUGACUGGCAGGGUCAAAGCCUGCCUCCUAAACAGAUCUAAAAAUUGUGUCGAUGGGGACGUCAAAAAGUUGGAUGAGUUUAUUUGACCACUUUCCACAAAGCGAGUUUUCUCGUCACUGGUCCAAAUUGGGGUGCUUGUAGGAGACAAGUGUACUUGUCAGCUGUCGCUUAAGUGUUCAUUUACCGUGGUCUGGCCCACCUGACAUUACCAGGAACUCGGCAAAAGUCGGAGAUUUAAAAAGAUUGAUAGCUCAUUUGUUGAUCUGCAAUUUUCUUUUGAUAUUUGAUAUAUUAUAUUAUGUUUAUGUUACAAUUGAGUUCUCAUUCAGUAAAUAAAACAAUGCUGCAACUGUAUUUAACGGUUGAAGGUGUAUGAAAAUGAAGCUAAAAUUUGUGACUAGUGCUAUCUUUUCGAGUGCUGAUUACAGAUGUAUUUCUCUCUUUUGGGGCACGUAUUUUAACAUGAUUUUUAUCUGAAUCAUAAAAUUCUGAGAUCAGUUAAGGCUAUCAGAUUCAUUAUUUGCAUCAAAGGCAUGAAAAAUAUUCUGUUUUUACCUCAUUCAACUCAUUGGUAGAUGUUUAUGGGCUAAGCGUGCAAUGAUUAGUUUGUUAACAUCAAUCACUCUGAUAGAGAAAAUAUUAACUUAUCUUAGUCUGCUGUGUAGUAAAAAGUUCAUGAGAAAAGGUAGUUUCUCACUAGAGACAGGGAGCUCUUACCGGUGUAAAUAAAAAGUGAAAGUGUUCAGCUGACAAUCAAGCAACAGAUAGAAGCACCUCAAGAAGAGGUCGACCGGAGGAUGAAGAGAGUAUGAUCAGAGAUGAGGCAACAGACCAGUGGAUUAAGAGAGUAUGAUCAGAGAUGAGGCAACAGUCCAGUGGAUUAAGAGUAUGAUCAGAAUCAGAGACGAGAUCUGAGGCAAUCACCUAUGGUCAGGAUGUGCCGAAGUUAGAGGAAGUGGCCAGGGACAGAAGCGUGGCAUCAACUGCUCUCUGUCUUGUGUACCUGACGGUACAGGGAGAGAGUAAAAACAAGAUAAUGCUUUAUAUUUAUAUUAAUUUGCCAGAGUUUCCCUUUACUUUUUGAAAAAAAUAUGAAUGUAAAACUGCUAGAUCUAGUUUGGAUAUUGUCCUCAGUCAGUGAUGUCCCCUGUGAGUUAAAUCCCUCUGGAUGUAUGACCUGUUGUUGUUGUUUUUUGGGGUAGAUAGAAAUUGUCUGUUUUUUUAGUGGGUGUCGGUUUUUAUUGGAGGGGGGGGGGGGGGGGUUGUUGUUGUUUUUCAAAUGGUGCUCCCAUCUCAAUUUGACUGGUGUGUGCAUGAUUCAGAUGAGCUCUUUUUUUUGUGUGUCCUUUGAGACAGUGGACUGUGAAAACUUCAUGACAGGGUGAGGGGACGAAUGAAAGUGAAAGAAUGCACGAGAACCUACACAAUGUUUCUGGUCUUCUUGGAUUGUCUGUGGGGUGUAUUUCAAUCCCUCUUGGUCUUACCCUUCCCUUUUCUUGACAGAAGAUUGAUCAUGAAAUUUUACCACCUUUUAUUUCUGAUUUCCGGACGUUUUUCUGUAAAAACUAUUAUAUAUAGGAACUUAUAAUGCUGUAUGUGUAAUCUAAUGUUUAAAUUAUUAAUUUAAAAUGCAGUAAUGUAAUAUAUUCCUGUUUUUUGCUCUAAGUAGCAAACAAUCA